Molecule: messenger RNA, 1767 nt
Organism: Tachyglossus aculeatus (Australian echidna)
Lineage: Eukaryota; Metazoa; Chordata; Mammalia; Monotremata; Tachyglossidae
Gene: PEAK3
Product: PEAK family member 3
Biological process (GO): protein phosphorylation
Cellular component (GO): focal adhesion; actin cytoskeleton
Molecular function (GO): protein kinase activity; ATP binding
Source: RefSeq, a predicted model, not a curated record
AUGGCUGAAUUCUACGACUCAGACUUACAGAAGCCCAAACCCUCUGGCUCCUUCCCUACACCUCCGCGUGCAUUCCUGACCAUAGCUCAGGGUGACCAAUGGCUUGUGCUAGGGAGGCAGGAAGGAAUGGGCCCUGGGGGCAGAGGUGCCAACUUUUUAUGGAGCAUGAGUAAUGCCCAAAUCCCCAGUCCUGCAGCAGACAAACCAUCCCCCUCAUCGCAGCCCACCUAUGGCAACAUCGUCCAGUACCAGUUCUCCCAGCCCCUGUUUGGGAUCCUUUUCUUGGGGGACAGUUGGUUCCAACCCACCAUGUUCCAAGUUCCACCGGACAACAGCCUAUAUCGACGGUCCUUCCCACCUGCUGGCCUGGUUCCACCCCAGACCCAGACCCAGACUCAGGUACAGUUGUGGAGAACUAGACAGUCUCCAGGGCUGAUUCUUCUCUCCCUAACACCCUGCCUACUCCCCGCACCCCACUGGGCAGGAGAGAUACGAGCCCACCUACUGCCAACCAAGUCUCGCUGGCUGAGGACAACUGAGAGACUUUCCCCAAAGGCUCCUGGCAGCCCACUGCCCCCUCCCUUGCCACAGGAGACACUCAGCAGAACCAAGUCUCUACCCACCAAGGAGACACGCCAAUACACCCUCCACCCCGGCCUGCAGCCCUCACUUUUGAAGGUUCCCAACUGCCAGCAGCACAGCCCCCAGGUUCCCCCUAGCUCUCAGAAGCCCUCGGAGAGCCCCCCCGGCCAGUUGAGCACACAGGCCCAGGACCUGCAGGAGCUGACCUUCAGCACAGAGGACCGUGACCUUGGCUGCUUCUUCAGUGACCUGGGCAGCCAAGAGGAGGUGCUCAUUGGGCUCGUGAGGCGCCAGCUGGGCUCCUUGCGCUGGAUUGAGUCCCAGCUGGAGACCCGGUUCAUGGGCGAGCAGUGGCUGGGGACUGUGGAUGAGUUAGGGGCAGAUCUGUGCCUGCUGGACAACGAGCACUGUGCUGAGAGCAGAGACACCUGGUACUACCGUGUCAGCCAUGCCACCCAGGCUUCCCAGCACAUCCUGGCAGCAAAGGUCCACAAGCCUGACUACCUGGAGCCUGACCCCAAGCCCUCUGAAGCCAGCUGCUCGGCCCUGCAGGGCACCCUCCUGCCACACUUCAAAGUGCAGCGUCUGUGAGGCUGGCUGGCUGGGGGGUCCCGGGCCCUUGGGCUGUGGCGGGAGGAGGCCCUGGCAGUAACCUUGGUGACCGAGGCCCCCAGCCAGACCGUGGCCGACUGGAUUGGGGCUUCGCCAGGCCCCCUGGAGCACCAGGCCUGCCUCCUGCUGCUACAGUUCUGCAUGGCCCUGGAGCAUCUGCAUGGCUGGGGCCUCUGCCACGAGGACCUGCGGCCACAGAACUUGCUCCUGCUCGGCCCCACCGGGCUGCCAGCCCUGCCCCAGCUGCUCCUCAGUAACUUUGCCCUGGCCAAACGGAUGGACCCAGGUGAACUGGGAGCCUCCCCCCACCGGGAGGAUGUGGUCCAGCUGGGUCUGUUGGUAUAUGACCUGCUGCACCUGGACCGGCCCCCGGGAGCCAGCCAUCCCAGCCCCCAUCCCGGCCCGAGCCACUUGGUCCCUCAGCUGCUGCAUGGCCAGCUGUCUGCACGUAAUGCUGGCCAGGUCCUGCAGGUGCUGCUCUGGGGGCCUGAGCCCCCAGCCCUGGACCCACCUCUCCCCUCCUGGCAAGCCCUGCGGCAAGCCCUUAGCUCAUCUCUCCAGACCUGGCUCUAG